CGAUGGCAAGGUGACAACUGAAGUGACAGACAAUUCCCUGCUCAAGGAUGAACCAAUUCUUGAAAAGAAUUUCACCUCAAAUUUGGGCGUUUAUGAAAAGGCAGCUGUUUGUUCCGAUAAACCUGUAUGCAGUCAAAUUGGCAGCAACAUCUUGAAGGAUGGCGGUAGUGCUGUCGAUUCAGCAAUUGCCACCCUACUCUGUAACGGUAUUGUGACAAUGCACAGCAUGGGUAUUGGCGGUGGUAUGUUAAUGAAUAUUUACAUCAAAGAAGACAAGCAAGCCUAUUCGGUAGAUGGCCGUGAAGUGGCACCCUUUGCUGUGCAUGAUGAUAAAUUCAGCAACGUAGACAGUAAUGAUCUAUUGCAUGGUCCCCUAUCGAUUGCCGUGCCCGGUGAAUUGAUGGGCUAUCAUAGGGCCCAUGAGAAAUUUGGUAAAUUACCAUGGAAGAAAUUGGUGGAACCCUCACUGCAAAUCUGUAAAGAUGGUUUCUAUGUUACCAAACACCAGUACAAUGCCCUGGCCUAUAAGGAUAAGUACAUGAGGAAUAAUACGAUAUUGAAGAAAAUGUUCUAUAAUGAAACAACCAAUACCAUCCAUCCAAUUGGCACCCGUAUUCAACCCGCUGAGGAGUUAUGUAAUACCUAUAAACUAUUGGCCGAAAAUGGUCCAUAUGAUUUUUAUAAUGGCACAUUGGCCAAAAUGGUUGCCGAGGAUCUACGAGAUUUGGGAAGUUUGGUUGAUUUUGCCGAUUUGGAAAUCUAUCGUGCCGAUUUGGUUAGCUCCGUUACCAUGCAAUUGGGUGAUGAUAUUUUGUAUGCCAAUCCACCGAUUAGUAGUGGUACUGUCGUGGCCAAUAUUUUGAGUAUAUUGGAAGGUUUUAAUUUCUCAAGUAUUGAUGUGCAGGAUACUAAAAAUGAAGCCUUGACAAUACAUCGUAUUACCGAAGCCAUGAAAUUUGGUUUUGCCAAGCGAUGGGAAUUGGGAGAUGCCCGCUUCAAUGAUGUGAGAGAUUUGGUCAGCCGUUUAACAAAUCCCGAAACUGGCAACGAAAUGAGAAAGAAAAUCAACGAUAGCCACGUUUUAGAAAACAUUGCCGAAUAUGGUGCCCAAUUCUCUGGUGAAGAUGAUGUUGGAACUAGUGGUUUGGUAGUCCUAGCUCCCAAUGGUGAUGCUGUUUCAGUUACCAGUUCAGUUAAUGAUUACUUUGGUUCUGGUUUGGCUGGCAAGAGGACAGGCAUCAUAUUCAACAGUGCCAUGAAUGAUUUCUCAUUGCCCGGUAAAAGUAAUCUCUUUGCCUUACCACCAUCUCCAACCAAUUUUGUUGAUGCCCAAAAGCGUCCGCUGUCAUCGAUGUCGCCCAUGAUUUUGGCCGACAGGGAUGGCAAUGUAAAACUGCUUGUGAGUGCUGCUGGUGGUUCGAAAAUUAUCUCAGCCCUGGUUGAGGUUAUGGCUGGUGUUCUAUGGAUGGAUCAAGAUAUUAAACAGGCUAUUGAUAGGCCAAGAUAUCACAAUCAAUUGUCACCAAAUGUUUUGGAAUAUGAGAAGAGUGGACAUUUUACGGAGGAACUUGUAAAACUGCUCACCGAAAGAGGACAUCAGGUGAAACCCUUCAACUACACUGGAUCAGUGGUAUGUGGCAUUGUUAAAAAUGCUACAGCGAUUUAUGCAAAUGCCGAUUACCGUAAACAAGGCGGUGUUGUUGGCUUCUAAAUGAUACCAAAUACAAGAAA
Messenger RNA from Musca vetustissima, 1731 nucleotides. Its product is annotated as glutathione hydrolase 1 proenzyme-like. NCBI's taxonomy places the organism in Eukaryota, Metazoa, Arthropoda, Insecta, Diptera, Muscidae. Gene Ontology annotation, cellular component: plasma membrane. Gene Ontology annotation, molecular function: glutathione gamma-glutamate hydrolase. The coding region runs from base 218 to 1711 and encodes 497 amino acids. Gene Ontology annotation, biological process: glutathione catabolic process. The transcript has 6 exons. The record is from RefSeq and is a predicted model, not a curated record.